Laetiporus sulphureus 93-53 is the source of this 1404-nucleotide messenger RNA. Its product is annotated as DUF676-domain-containing protein. The coding region runs from base 1 to 1404 and encodes 467 amino acids. Lineage: Eukaryota; Fungi; Basidiomycota; Agaricomycetes; Polyporales; Laetiporaceae. The record is from RefSeq and is a predicted model, not a curated record. The transcript is spliced from 7 exons.
AUGUCUGCGGAGACAGUGCAUUUGCUCGUGCUCGUGCAUGGAAUGUGGGGCAACCCCGUCCACCUCGCGGAGCUGCACCGGACGAUCACUGAGUUGCGCGGUCAACCCUCCUCCGAUCCAGGGCCGGACGGCGAGCGAUUGGAGGUCUUGCUCGCGGAAACAAAUAGGGAGGACCAUACGUAUGAUGGAGUGGACUGGGGAGGAGAGCGGGUCGCUGACGAGGUGAGUGCUCUAUACAUACAAGCCGAACUACAUCUCAUCUAUGAGGCCGUGAAGCGACUCGAGGACGCCGGCGAGAGAGUCACACGCUUCUCAAUCACUGGGUACAGCCUUGGAGGGCUGGUGUCUCGGUACACCGUUGGCGUACUGCACCAACGCAAAUACUUCGACAAGGUUAAGCCGGUGAACUUUAACACCUUCGCGACACCGCAUAUAGGCCUGCCGAGGUACCGCAAUGUGCUUUCCUCGCUGACGUCCUACUUGGGGCCCAAGAUGCUCUCGCGGACGGGAGAGCAGUUCUGGGUCGUGGACAAGUGGUCUGCACAUGGACGGCCGCUGCUGGAGGUCAUGGCGGACCCUGAUCGUAUAUUCUACCAAGCUCUCUGCCUGUUCGAAGACGUGCGCAUAUAUGCGAAUGCGGUCAAUGACCUCACCGUACCAUACCCAACAGCCGCGAUCGAAGCGGAAGAUAUCUUCUUGAACCAUAUGACUAAUGGCAUAGAGAUAGAACUAGACGAUAAAUACGCACCUAUAAUCAAGUCUUAUUCACUCCCAGAUCCCCCGCUGCCGCCACCACCGCCACCAAAGCGAUUCACACUGCAAUGGCUGAAGAGCUUCCAGAUACCACUGCCGCCAGCACUCCAAUUUACCUUUCCUUUCAACAUCCUGCUUUACAUCUCCCUCCCAGUCAUCAUCCCGCUCUUCCUUGCGCUUGUCCUGAGCCGACUUGCACUCGCUUCCCGCGCGUCCCGGCUGCGGCUUGAGCUGCUCGAGAAGGAGCCCUCCUCCGUCGAGCGCCUCGCAAAGGUCAUCGCGCGGCUCGAGCGCAGCGUCGAAAGCGCCAUUGACGACAUAAUGGACGAUCCCGGGAACCCGCCUUCAUCGUUUUCCUCUCCGUCUCCACCUCGUAACGACUCGCCAAACCCUGAGCUUGGGCUAGAUCCGAAGUCGAAGUCACAUCUGAAGCUGGGGGAGAGCGCGCCGCAGCAUGUGAUCCUGACGGACGUGCAGCUGCGGCUCGUGCGGUUGCUGAACACGCUUCCGGGGCUGAAGAAGGAGCGCGCGUUCAUAGAUCCGGUGCGGAACGCGCAUGGGUCAAUUAUCUGUCGAGACCCGCAGCGAUUUGAGUUUCAUAAGCUGGGCGAGGGUGUGUUGAGGCACUGGGCAGACCAUUUUGUUAUGUGA